This is a messenger RNA of Mangifera indica (mango), 981 nucleotides long. RefSeq names its product bidirectional sugar transporter SWEET17-like. NCBI's taxonomy places the organism in Eukaryota, Viridiplantae, Streptophyta, Magnoliopsida, Sapindales, Anacardiaceae. Bases 57 to 767 code for a protein of 236 amino acids. The record is from RefSeq and is a predicted model, not a curated record. The transcript is spliced from 6 exons. Gene Ontology annotation, biological process: carbohydrate transport. Gene Ontology annotation, molecular function: sugar transmembrane transporter activity. Gene Ontology annotation, cellular component: membrane.
CCCAAAGACCCAGUCUCCAACAUCGGAAAUCUCUUCUCCUUUAGUUUUUGCCAAAUAUGGAAGACUUGAGCUUUUAUCUUGGAGUCAUAGGCAAUGUUAUUUCGGUGUUGGUGUUUCUUUCUCCAGCAAGAACGUUUUGGCGAAUACUGAAGCACAAAUCAACUGAGAACUUUGAAAGCCUUCCUUAUAUUUGUACAUUGCUGAAUUCUUCGCUAUGGACUUACUAUGGCAUCAUAAGACCUGGAGAAUAUCUUGUAGCCACUGUCAAUGGUUUUGGCGCUUUGGUUGAAGCUGUCUUCGUCAUUUUAUUCCUCAUAUACGCUCCAUCAAAACAGAUCAGGGACAGAACGGCCGUUCUUGUUGGGAUCUUGGAUGUGGGUUUUUUAGCAACGGCUAUUCUCGUUACUCGGUUGGCUUUGCAAGGAGAGUUGCGUACUAUCGCUUUAGGCUUCAUCUGUGCAGGCCUCAAUGUUGUUACGUAUGCGUCGCCUCUUUCUGCCAUGAAAACAGUGGUGACCACCAAGAGUGUGGAAUACAUGCCAUUUUUGCUCUCGUUUUUCCUUUUUUUGAACGGUGGAAUAUGGGCUCUCUAUGCCUUGCUUGUCGGCGAUAUCUUUCUUGGGGUGCCAAAUGGAGCAGGAUUUGUACUGGGAGCAGCCCAGCUUGUGCUCUAUGCAAUGUACAGAAACGGCAAGCCAUCAAAGACUGCUGGGAAUGCAUUAGAAGAAGGAACCCGACAGGAACCUCUACUUGUUUCCUCCUCGUAGAAAUCAGCAUUUGCAUAUUAUCAUGAAGAGCUAGCAGAGAAACCCUAUAUACCUGAAUUUCUGAAGGUUUAAAUUGGUAGUUGACAAGAGAGGUAAAUCCAGGUUUACACGUAUAAUUUGGAGACUGUUCAACUUUUGUCACUCUGAGAAAUCUUGUCAUUCGCUAGAUGAAAAUGCUUGCAGGCUUGUGCAUUCCCUUCUGUAUCGUCAUUAA